Protobothrops mucrosquamatus (brown spotted pit viper) is the source of this 549-nucleotide messenger RNA. Its product is annotated as semaphorin-3D-like. Gene Ontology annotation, biological process: neural crest cell migration; semaphorin-plexin signaling pathway; negative chemotaxis. Lineage: Eukaryota; Metazoa; Chordata; Lepidosauria; Squamata; Viperidae. Gene Ontology annotation, molecular function: semaphorin receptor binding; chemorepellent activity. The annotation marks the transcript as partial. The record is from RefSeq and is a predicted model, not a curated record. The transcript has 5 exons.
AUAUUUUGGCCCGCAGCAAAGGAAAAAGUGGAUUUAUGUAAACUAGCCGGGAAAGAUGCCCAUACAGAAUGUGCCAACUUUAUCAGAGUCCUUCAGCCCUACAACAAGACUCAUGUUUAUGUCUGCGGUACAGGAGCUUUUCACCCAGUCUGUGGCUACAUUGAGCUUGGAACACACAAAGAGGAUGUCACGUUCAGAUUUAAUUCUCACAACUUGGAAUCUGGCAGACUGAAAUGUCCCUUUGACCCUCAGCAGCCUUUUGCAUCUGUCAUGGCAGAUGGGUAUCUUUACUCUGGAACUGCUUCGGAUUUCCUUGGCAAAGACACGGCGCUGAGCCGAUCUCUAGGCACAUCGCAAGACCAACACUGCAUCAGGACAGACAUGUCUGAACACUACUGGCUAAACGGAGCGAAGUUUAUUGGAAUCUUUCCUAUCCCAGACACGUAUAAUCCAGACGAUGACAAAAUCUAUUUCUUUUUCCGAGAAGUUUCCCAAGAGAGCAGCACCUCCGACAGGGCCAUUCUGUCCUACGUGGGCCGCGUCUGCAAG